AUGCAUGCCACAGGGGCAUCGCUCACGCAGGGCGAUCGCAUGGAGUUGCGAAGGUCCGCGGUUGUGCUCAACGCGCUGGCGACACCCGUCGUGGGUCAGUUAGUCCAAUACGGACUCACGGCAAUGGCAUACGUGGGGUACGGCAUAGGGCGGGUAUCCUUCUACACACGACAAAGCAUCGCACCUCCGCUCUCGUCUCUCCUCUCCUCGAUAGGGACGGAGGCGCAACCCGUGGUGCCUGCUUCUACGCUUUCCGCGUCUGUGCAGCACCUAAUUGAGAUGCGGGCGUAUGAGCAGGCGGCAGCUGCAGCUACAGCGGGAGUAGGAGGCAAUAGCAGUUCUGCUUUUGGCAGUGUGGAGGUCCCACGGUUUCGCGGCAUCUUGCACGGCAAGGCGCUCGUUUGCCUUUACGUGGACCCCAGUCCCAUUCAUAAUCGUGGACUCAUAACCACGCGCGAUCUCCCACGUGGCACCCGCAUCAUUACAGAACCACAACGUAGCUACAUGGACGCCGCAAACUUUGUGCCUCUUCUGGCGGACACGCAUGCGCGGCUUCCUGACACAUGGCACUACACCACACCCUUCCGACAUGUUGUUGGAGCUCGUCACACAGCCGCUGCCGCAUCAUCUCAUGAAUCACAGCUGCGAUCCGAACGUCUGCAGCAGCCUCUCCCAUGGGUUCUAUCUAGUCCGCGGCGGCGGUCUCCAGCAUCGCCGAGCUGCUUGACCGUAUUCGGCGCUUCCCGCACUUUGAGGAUCCCAAUAGUUUUUUCACUACCCGCGACGUGCCGGCCAGGAGUGAGUUGA
This is a messenger RNA of Trypanosoma rangeli, 807 nucleotides long. Its product is annotated as methyltransferase. The transcript has a single exon. Lineage: Eukaryota; Euglenozoa; Kinetoplastea; Trypanosomatida; Trypanosomatidae. The record is from RefSeq and is a predicted model, not a curated record. The coding region runs from base 1 to 807 and encodes 268 amino acids.